Messenger RNA from Erinaceus europaeus (western European hedgehog), 1004 nucleotides. Its product is annotated as keratin-associated protein 11-1. The transcript has a single exon. The record is from RefSeq and is a predicted model, not a curated record. The coding region runs from base 1 to 555 and encodes 184 amino acids. Gene Ontology annotation, cellular component: keratin filament. Lineage: Eukaryota; Metazoa; Chordata; Mammalia; Eulipotyphla; Erinaceidae. Gene Ontology annotation, molecular function: structural molecule activity.
AUGUCCUACAAUUGCUCUCCCAGGCCGACCGGAACACACUGCACGGUCCCCGCCACCGCCGUGGUCACCGCCUCUCCCCAAGAUGCUGACUGCUUGAAUGGCAUCUAUUUGCCCAGCUCCUUCCAGACUGGCUCCUGGCUGCUGGACCACUGCGAGCAGGCCUUCUGUGAGCCCAGUGUCUCCUGCCAGCCAGCCUGUUACACGCAGACCUCUUGCGUCUCCAGCCCAGGCCAAGUGACCUGCAACAGACAAACCACCUGCGUGUCCAACACCUGCAGCCGGCCGCUCGCCUUCGUCUCCAGCGGUUGCCAGUCCCAGGGUGGCAUCUCCAGCGGCUGCCAGCCAAUAAGCGGCGUCUCCACCGUCUGCCGACCAGUGGGAGGUGUCUCCGCCGUCUGCCAGCCAGUGGGCGGAGUUUCCAGCGUCUGCCAACCAGUGGGAGGUGUCUCCACCGUUUGCCGGCCAGUGGGAGGCGCCUCCGUGGUCUGCAAACCUACCUGGGGCUCCAGGAUGUACCAGACCUCUACCUUCUCCAGCGGCAGGGGUACUUGCUAAGCCGUGGAACGAGCAGGGAACGAAUGAAUGGAGACUCCACCAUGCACCGACUGCAUUUCCAGGAUCUCCCAGCAAGCCUCCUGUCCCCCCCCCCCCCCCCCCCCCGCCCCAAGCAGCCAACUCUGUAUUGCAGAUCCUUAGUUCAACUGCCUGAUUUGCCUUCCUCUAGCCCAGCAUCAGCUGCUUUUGGUAAUCUAAGACUGUUUUUUUUCCUGGCUGGCACCAAGCUGAUUUGAAGAAUGGAUGGUGCCCAGACUUCUGGAUGCUUCUAGAAACUUUACCACCCCACGCCCCAGUCUCUGAUGGUUUCGACAUGUUUUGAUCUUGCUGCUGUGCCCCGCCCUGGCUUCUGCUUUUGUGCCCUGGCUUCUGCUUUUGUGCCUCUCGAUAAAAAGGGAGCUGUGUCGCUCUGUAUUUCUCAAUAAACUUGCAUUCUUUGGCGUUGCAAA